Closterium sp. Yama58-4 is the source of this 3819-nucleotide messenger RNA. The record is from the annotation of a GenBank genome assembly. NCBI's taxonomy places the organism in Eukaryota, Viridiplantae, Streptophyta, Zygnematophyceae, Desmidiales, Closteriaceae.
AUGGUGAAAGACGCUUAUUCCGGCGCUGUAGAUUGGAUUCUCUGGGCAGCAUGCGGAUCUGAUCCAGAAUCCGCACUGCAAUCUCUCGGCCAAUCAGGAGCGUCCGGGGUGUGUGGGGCGGUAUGGGGAGCGAGCGACAUAGCAUAUAGAUGCAGGACAUGUGAGCAUGAUCCCACCUGUGCCAUAUGCGUUCCUUGCUUUCUAGACGGGGACCAUGAAGGGCAUGAUUAUGCGAUGAUCAAAACGGGCGGUGGAUGCUGCGAUUGCGGCGAUCCAACGGCCUGGAAGCGCCAGGGGUUUUGCAAGAAGCAUCCUGGCCCUGGGCACGCCCCGCCCCUCCCGGAAAGUUUUGUCGCCCGGGCAGAACCCGUGCUGGCCGCGGUUGCUGCGGAAUGGCAGCAGAAAAUUGUUUUUGCUGCCCGGCUGGAGGAAGAGAGGAGCGGAGCGGCAGCAGGGUGGGGGGGUUCUGGGUUUGGGUUCGGAGCCUCACCUCCCUCCACCACUGCUGCUGCUGCAAUGUCUACCAGUCUGCUGGAAGCUCUGGUGGCAAACGAGGAGGGUAUUAAAGAGGACGCCAUGCUAGUAGCCCACCGCCUGCUCUACAAGCUUCUAGGCGACCCGGGCUUUAAGUACCAGUUCGCACUCGCCUUCGUUGCUAAUUACUCGGCCUUCGUGCUGGGGAGUGGGGGGAGAGAUGACGGGGAGGAGGAUGCGGGAAGGUGGGGGGAUUCUUACGGUGCCGGUGCUGACGCCGAGGCUCGUGGUAGAGGCUCGGUUGCUGGAUAUCCUGCUGGGAACCCUGCAGAGCAUGCUGCAGGGGGCGCUGGGGCGAGAUGGGCGCAUCAAUCUAUCCCGAGAGGAGGUGCGCAAUGGGCGAGUGACCGACGGCAUUCGCUACGUCCUUUCCCACUCCGCUUCCUCAUGUGUCCUUCUCUCCCCCCUCUUAACCGCCCACCGUUUCCCCAUCCCCUUCCCCGCUCUUACUCCCAGCUAUCCCAGGAGGAAGUGCGUGAUUGGCGAGUCACAGACAACAUACGCUACGUCCUUUCCCACUCUGCCUCCUCAUGUGCCCUCCUCUCUUUUUUUGCCAACAACCCCCCACCCCCUCCCUCCCUUUCCCCCCAGCUAUCCCGAGAGGAGGUGCGCAACGGGCGAGUCACAGACGACAUUCGAUACGUCCUCUCCCAUUCCGCCUCCUCUCGCCACGUCACCGCCCGUCGCCCGGACCUGCUGCGCGCGUGGCUGCGCCAGCUGGCAGCCGCCCAGGGCAUGUGUCCACAUGUACGGCGCACAACCACCCACGUGGCAAUAGAGCCUGAUGAUUGGAGCUUCGCUUACCUGUUAGAAGCACAGCUGGCGACGGUUAAUCCGCUGCUUGCCGAAGCUAGCGCCGUGCCUGGGCUGGAGGCUCGGAAGGAGGGCCGGCAGGUGGAGGGAGGUUCGGGAGGGGAGAAGGUAGGGGAGAAAGCGGGUGAAGGGGGAGGAUUCCCGGGGUUGGGGUUCGGAAGGAGGAAGACUUUACGAUGGUCAGCCUUUGCUUCGUUUCCCUCUGGCGCUGCUGGGAAUGCCGGUGCUGCUGCUGGUGCUGCUGCUGCUGCUGCUGCUGGUACUGCUGGUGGCGGUGCAGGAAGAGAGGGAGGGGAAGAAGGUGGGGGAGGAGCAGAAGCGGGGGUGGGUGCUGGGGUGGGGGCGGGUGCAGGGCUGGGUAGAUUAGGUUUGAGAGAUGGGCAGGGGAAUGCUGCUGCUGCUGCUGCUGCUUCCGCUGCUGCUGCUGCUGCUGCUGCUGGCCCUGGUGCUGCUGGUGCGGGUGCAGGAAGGGGAGGGGAGGAGCAUGGACGGCAGGAGGGAGAGGAUGCGGGCCAUAUGCAGAGGGGGCACAUGGGGAUUCUAAGCAACUGGCUCAGAAGAGCGUCUAGGUUCAGGGCGACAGGUGGGGAAGGAGCACAGGGCAGGCACACAGGCGCAGGCGAAUCAGCAGGCGCAGAGGCAGGAUGGGCAGACGGAGAGGCAAGGGGGGCAGGGGGUGCAGGAGGGGCAGGAGUGGCAGGGGGUGGGGAAGAAGCGGCAACAGCCAUGCAGACAGAUUCGUCGGCAGCAACAGAGGCUGCCCCUCUCUCUGCUGCUCCCCUCCCCUCCGCCGCCCCCCCUCUCUCCGCUGCUGCUGCUGUGGUGGAGUACGAUGUGGGGCGACAGGAGGUGUCGUUCCACCUGCCUCUGCACCGCAUGCUCGCGCUGCUCCUGCACUCCCUGCUGCGCCUCUCCUGCCCCGUGCCCGACCCACAAGGGGACCCACAGGAAGACUUGAAGCGGAGGGAAGGGGAAGGAAGGAUGGUGGAGAGUACACCGGAUAAGAUGGAAGAGAGGCAGUGGGAGAGAGAGCAUGAGGCGGGUGGAGGAGGGGGAGAGGGGGCAGAGCUGUGCUUGCUGCGCCUGCUGCCCAGUAAGCUGCAGAGGGGAAGCUUCCUCGCAGCUGUGGCGGAGCACGGGUUGCGAGUGCAGGUGCUGUGUGCGCAGAUAUCAGCGGGCAUGUGGAGGAGGAAUGGGCAAUCCAUGGUGGCUCUCUGCGACCUCUACCACUCCGUGCACUGGUGCGAGGACAGCCUGGAGUUGGACCUCUUUCUCCUGCAGUGCACCGCUGUCUCGGCUCCUCCUGACGCUUUUGUGCGCCAGGUUGUAGCGCGAUACAACUUGACCGGCUACUUCUCCCUCACUGUCGGGACUGCCUCAGAAUACGAGCCUGCAGUGGCCCAAGACUGCCUGGCCUUCCUCAUCCGUCUCAUUUCAGAGCGAUCCUUCUCUGGCCUCCCCCCCACUGCUGCUCUCCGGAGGGAGAUAGUGCAGCGCCUAGCCAUCGGCAAUGCCACCCGCAGCAGCGUCGUCAAGUCCCUCCCCCCCCGCUUCGCCGAAAACCCCGCCAUUCCCGCUGUUCUCGCCGCUGUCGCGGAUUAUUCCCGCCCCUCGGGUAUGGAGCAGGGGCGGUACUUACUUAAAAGAGACUGUUACAGGGAGCUGGACCUGUACUGCUUACGAUGGGCGCCGAGGGAGUUGCAGAGGGCGGAAGAGAGGUAUGCGGAGGCGGUUAAGAGAUCGGCGGUUGUGGAGCAGACGCCGAGAUGGCGCGAUCCUGUCCGUCCGUUGAUGGGGCUGCGGGAGAUCGCCACGUCAGCAGGCGUGCAUGAUGUGGUGCUUUCGGUGGUGCUGCAUGCGUGGUGCUGGCAGCGGCAGGCAGGGACGAAGCACAGCACUUCUGCUGCUGCUGCUGCUGCUGGUGCUGCUGGUAGUGCCGGGAUGGGAUUAGGGUUUGGAGGAGAUGUUAGUAGGGGAACGGAAGAUGAGGAGGGAGGAAGCACAGCAGCUGGGGGGAGGGCAGGCGGAGCAGGAAGGGGGGAAGGGGGGGAGGGGCGGGCAGAGCUGCAUGUUCUAGUGCUGCGGCUGCUUAAGCGCUUCUCUCAGCUAAGCGAUGAGUGCAGGAGGGCUCUGGAGGUUCUUUGUCCUGAGGAGUUUGAUAAGGGAAAGGGGAAGGCUGUGGUUGGAGGGGGCGGGGGAGGGGCUGGGAAAGCGGGUGUGGCAGUGGCAGAAAGGGCAGGAGGAGCAGGAGGGGCAGGUGUGGAGGUUGGGGGUGGUGUGGGAAUAGGGGGCAGUGAGGCAGAGGUUGGAGAGAGUGGGAGGGGAAGUGGUGGUGGUGGCGGGGGUGGUGAGGAGAAGGGAGAGGGCGGGGUGUUGAGUGAAGCAGAUGCAAAGAAGGCGUUUGCUCGAGCAAGGCAGCAGGCGCUGCUGGUAUGUGCUCUUCAUUAUGCCACCCUUUAUGACACUGCGUAG